Tribolium castaneum (red flour beetle) is the source of this 966-nucleotide messenger RNA. Its product is annotated as acyl-CoA Delta(11) desaturase-like. Gene Ontology annotation, molecular function: stearoyl-CoA 9-desaturase activity; iron ion binding. Gene Ontology annotation, cellular component: endoplasmic reticulum membrane. The transcript is spliced from 4 exons. The record is from RefSeq and is marked provisional. The coding region runs from base 1 to 966 and encodes 321 amino acids. Gene Ontology annotation, biological process: unsaturated fatty acid biosynthetic process. Lineage: Eukaryota; Metazoa; Arthropoda; Insecta; Coleoptera; Tenebrionidae.
AUGGAACGUGAAAUCGCGUGGAAGAAAGUCUUUUUCUUUGUGUAUUUACAUUUGGGGGCUUUGUACGGCUUGUACCUCAUCCUAACUGAAGCUUCGUGGUUGACCUGCUUUUGGUUCUAUUUCCUGGUACAAAUCUCGACGCAAGGUACCGGAGCAGGUGUCCAUCGCUUAUGGGCACAUAGGGCCUACAAGGCCACGGUACCACUUCGACUCUUACUAACAUUUUACCAAACUUUAACCUUCCAAAAAGAUAUUUACGAUUGGGUGCGCGACCAUCGAGUCCAUCACAAGUACUCUGACACGGAACCCGACCCACAUAAUGCCUCCAAUGGGUUCUUUUACAGUCACAUGGGUUGGUUAAUGUUGAAAAAGACCCAAUGUACCAUCGAUAAGGGCAAAAAAUUGGACUUGAGUGACUUGGAAGCCGACCCAAUCGUCAUGUUUCAGAGAAAGUACUAUUGGUACUUGGCACCGGUUAUAGCUUUGGGAAUGCCCGCCUUUGUACCGUGGUACUUUUGGGGUGAGAGAUUUGUAGUUUCAUGGUACGUCUGUAGCAUGUUUAGAUACUGUCUAACCCUUCAUGGUACCUGUCUGGUAAAUAGCGCCGCCCAUAUUUACGGAAAUCGUCCAUAUGACAAGAACAUUUUACCAACGCAAAAUUUGUUGGUCUCGUACAUUACGAACGGAGAAGGCUUCCAUAAUUACCACCAUGCCUUCCCAUGGGACUACAAAGCGGCCGAAUUGGGGUCAUAUUAUGGCAAUUGGAGUACGGCAUUUAUUGAUUUUAUGGCCCGAAUUGGAUGGGCAUAUGACCUUAAAAGUGUCCCAUUGGCAAUGGUCGAAAAGAGGGUUAAAAGGACAGGUGAUGGUACCCAUAAUGUGUGGGGAUGGGGUGACAAGGAUUUACACCCAGAUGACGCCAAAAUGGUCGAAAUUACACACACACGAGCUUCACAAACAGGAUAA